Xenopus laevis (African clawed frog) is the source of this 3771-nucleotide messenger RNA. It is a transcript of the gene klhdc8b.L, whose product is annotated as kelch domain-containing protein 8B. Bases 1637 to 2791 code for a protein of 384 amino acids. The transcript has 7 exons. The record is from RefSeq and is a predicted model, not a curated record. Lineage: Eukaryota; Metazoa; Chordata; Amphibia; Anura; Pipidae.
CAUCAUACUAAAAGUUAAAUUAAGGGUGAACAACCCCUUUAGUUUUGUCACUUACUGUAUGCCUAAGCCCAAUUUAAUUUCACAGUGCCCUAUUAUGAACUACUAUCUGAAAGUGUUCUGCUCAUAUACCUUAAGAUCUUUGACUAUUUUUAUUUAAUAUCUAAAGCCUACCAUAUUUGUUGACUUAAUAUCCAUAACCAUAAAAAUUACGUGAAGCUGUCCCUGUAAAUAUAAGGCUGUGGGAGUAUAAGGACGGACACUGGUUUCCAGUAUGGGUUCCAUUCUUCUUUAAAUCUAGCCUGCUUAAUAUGGAUGUAAUACAAUAUGCAAAAUGAAAAAAGAAGGCUCAAUAUACCUUCAAUGUACUACAUUUCCCUUAGCCAUGAAAGUGGACAUAUCACUUGAUACUGAGAUGGUUUAUGUAAAGCUUUUUAAAGAUGACUUUGUAGCUUGUAGUACCAAGUAUCACCAUCACUGGCAGGAGAUUACUUUCAACACAACAGCGCCACCAUCCGUGCCAACCCAGCGGCCUAUACAAUAGCGAUAGCUGCAUGUUUCUUGCAGAUCACUCAUUUUUUAUUAAUCAGAGAGAGUUUACCAGUUUCUCCAGCGAUGAGAAUUUAAACUACAACAGAACAAUUGAUAUAAUAAAUAUUAGUUAUUAUAUUAUUGUUCAAGAGCUGUUCCAAAACCCAGCAAUAAUCUGAAUGUACAGCCAAAUAAGCACAGUAGGGUGGACACAUUUUAACGUAAUUGAUUUGAGAACCCAGGGAAAUAAGAAGAAGCCUCCUGUUCCCGCUGAGGUCAUAGGAUAAUCAGGUAGAGAAUCAUUUAUAAGAGAAAUCCUACCCUGGAAAAUUCAAUUAUAAUCUGCAAAAAAAAAAAAUUGUUUGCACAGUUGCAUGAAUUAAAUAUAGGGGGCCCCAAGGACAAUAAGAGUUUUGUCAUUUUUAUUCUUUUUCUUUUUUUCUCUCCCCUCUCUCUUGCCUCUAAUUCUGAGCUUGCAAAGGAGAGAAGCAGGGAUUGGAGAGAAUGAGAGAGAGAGCGAGAGGAAGAGUAAGGAGGGGGGAGAGGAGGGACAGAGAGCCGGAUAAAACGGUAUAUACAGAAGAGAACGCAUUACAUGCACAAAUCUCUCAUCCCUUUCAACCUUCCAGGCAUCACCGCAAACGACCGGACUGAUUAUUGGAAACCACUAAAGGCUCUUCCUCUGGGACUAAGAACUAAAACCCUUAAGGGGCAUCAUAUUCCUCUCUGGACAAAAGUUCCGUCUCUCCAACUGGAACCCAAAAGUCUCCAGAUACAGAUGCAGGAUUCACCCCCAGGGAAAGUCAGCGGCCAAGAGCAGAUGCCCAGCCACCUGUCCCACAUCCCAUCCUGGCUCGGUUGGAUUCAGAGCACGUAACUCAGAGAAAUGUACCUGUCACUGCUCAUUUGCAGCUUGUUCUAAACGAUGAUUCUCAAGGAUCCAUAUGGUGACAGAAAAUAGAGGACAAUACUGCAAACACUGCAAGUGUCAUGUUGCCUUGAGGCCCAGUUAACUGAAACAGAUGUGGAGGACUAUACUUAACUCCUUGGGAACUACAGCUGGACAUAGAUGGGAGAUCUGCCCCUGGUUCCUCUCUACUGACAGACAAUGCCGGUUUCCAUCAUGGCCUCUGGUAGCGUCAUGUCCCUCUACUGGGAAGUCUUCCCUCCAAUGCCCACUUGCCGUGUCUACUGUACUCCAGCCUACCAAGAUGGGCACCUCUAUGUCAUGGGAGGCUGCAGCAAGUCAGGCCUUCCCUUGGAUGCAGUGGAAAUGUUGGAUGUGGUCUCACAAACCUGGACUGUGCUGCCACCACUGCCCACUGCCCUGGCAGGAGCUGCUGCAAUUUCUCUUGGAAAGCAGGUCAUGGUAAUUGGUGGUAUGAACUCGGAGCAGUGUCCUCUGGCAACAGUAGAAAUUUACAACAGUGACGAAGGCAAAUGGGAAAAGAAAGACUCGCUCUGCCAGCCAUCCAUGGGAAUCAGUGUGAUAGAGAAUGAAGGGAAGAUUUAUGCACUCGGAGGAAUGGCUGCCGACACGUCCCCUCAGGCUUUGGUUAGAGUCUAUGAACCAGCAAAAGACAUAUGGCUGCAGCUCCCUUCGAUGCCUACGCCGCGCUAUGGGGCCUCCACCUUCUUGAGUGAGAAUAAAAUCUAUGUCUUGGGAGGACGUCAGGGAAAGCUUCCGGUAACAGCGUUUGAAGCCUUGGACCUGGAGAUGAAGAGCUGGACUCGAUAUCCCAGCAUCCCAAGCCGGCGUGCCUUUGCCAGCUGCACUAUGACUGACAACUGUUUUUUCAGCCUUGGUGGACUGCAACAGCCCGGACCCCAUAAUUUUUACUCCCGACCUCAUUUUGUCAGCACGGUAGAGAUGUUCGACUCAGAGCAGAGUAUCUGGAGCAAGUCGGCUCGCUCUAUGAGAAUGAGAGAAAAGAGAGCUGACUUUGUAAGCGGGUACUUGGGUGGACGAGUGGUGGCAGCCGGAGGACUAGGUUUAAUUUGGCGUAGUCGGCAGGAUGGAAGACUCUGGAGCAGUGAAUUCACUGGCAUUGAUGCUUUUCCUAUUGGAAACCAGCCAUCUCCUUUGAGCUCAGUUGAAGGUUACAACCCAGAGAAGAAAAGAUGGGAGACUUUGCCAUCCAUGCCAACAGGCCGCUGUUCAUGUUCAAGUCUUCAGUCGAACAAUAUGCUUUUUGUGAUUGGAGGUGUAGCACAGGGACCCAGCAGUGCAGUGGAAGCUCUGUGUGUUUUAGAAGAUGUCUGAGGGACUUAUCUCCUAAUAUGAAGUGACAAAAAUGUGGCCCUGGCUAUAAGAUAAGUGCCUGAGCAUCUCUUGUUAAGCAGACGGCCGGCCGAGAUGCUGGAGAACGUCAAGACCUACAAUAGAUCGCUGGGCGCAUCGUGAUAGCAUUUCAGAAUUUAGUUCCAUUGUUCUACAAUGGUACUUGUAAGGAAGCUCAAUGCGAAAUAUGAGGUUUCUUACUAGGUAGUCAAUUGGUCAAAAACGAUAUUAUGUCUGUAUAAUAUACUUGACUUCAUAUAUAAUUUAACCAACAAUGGUUAAAUCUUAUGGUUUCAUGUGCAGAAAGUGCACUUGGCAAUGGUGGUGUAGUAUUUAUUCACCACAAAAUGUUUCCGCCAUGAUUUUUAUGCUGUUCAAACAGGCAAAUCUCUCAAGGGAACAGUUUUUUCUAAAUGUACCUCGUGCUGUAUGGUACAGUGUACCCUCCAGGUCCAGAUCAGAAUUCCUAAGAGCAGUAAAUGGAAAUUACUACUUAGAGCUCUAUCACAUGCCAAGAAAAUGGCCUUGGGUGAACUAUAAAGGACAACUUAUUACAUUGUGUAUUAGCUGUUAGAUAAUUCUGUGCUCAUGUCCAAAUGCGGGCCCCCAACUGUUGUCAAAAUACAUCUCCCAUCAUCCAACCUAGAGUUGGUUAAACUGCAACUUCCAGACCGAAUCCCCUAGUGCAUGGAGUUCAUCAGCAACCAGAAGGCCACGAUAUGACUAUCCCUUAAACUAAAUGGGAAAGGUGGAAAUAGUUUAGCUCUCAGUAGUUGUUAAUUAAAAACUAUUUAUUCAUAGAGGCUGCCAGAGUUUUGAACAUUUUGAGUCCCUCUCUUCCCUGUCUUUAGAUAAAUCUGCCUGAGCAUGAUGUAUAUGGCAGUAUCGUACAGGUAUAUGAUCCGUUAGCCGGAGACCCAUUAUCCAGAAAGCUCCGAAUUAAGGAAAGGCCGUCUCCCAUA